Messenger RNA from Corythoichthys intestinalis (scribbled pipefish), 2401 nucleotides. Its product is annotated as chemerin-like receptor 1. The record is from RefSeq and is a predicted model, not a curated record. The transcript has 3 exons. NCBI's taxonomy places the organism in Eukaryota, Metazoa, Chordata, Actinopteri, Syngnathiformes, Syngnathidae. Gene Ontology annotation, cellular component: plasma membrane. Gene Ontology annotation, molecular function: G protein-coupled receptor activity; complement receptor activity. Gene Ontology annotation, biological process: positive regulation of cytosolic calcium ion concentration; complement receptor mediated signaling pathway; phospholipase C-activating G protein-coupled receptor signaling pathway. Bases 47 to 1051 code for a protein of 334 amino acids.
CAGGUCUGGAUUACUUUUCACCCAGGACAGAAAAAAAGGGUCUAAAAUGAGCGUGGAUUACAUCGAAUACUGCGAUUACACACCAGACAAUGAAACCGAAGCGGACAUCAGUGUCUUUGGCGCGCUGAACAAUGCCAGUCACCAUGCGUCUUUGACUCCAUUCCUGGUCGCCGUCAACAUCUUGGUCUGCGUGGUGGGCCUGGCAGGGAACUCUGUGGUUAUCUGGAUCUGCGGAUGGAAGAUGAAAAGAACGGUCGUCACCAUUUGGUACCUGAGUUUGGCCAUAUCCAACUUGUUGUUCUGUGCCCUCUUGCCUCUGGAGGUGGUCUACAUGCUCACCUCGCAUUGGCCUUUCGGGCUGGUGAUGUGCAAGUUGACAUCAUCGGCGCUGUUCCUCAACAUGUACAGCAGCGUUUUCCUCCUGGUUCUGAUCAGCGCCGACCGAUGUGUGGUGGCGACAUUCCCAGUGUGGUCGCGGAACCACCGCACGGUUCGCGGGGCCUUUGCAGUUGUUGCGCUCGUGUGGGGCAUGGCUGCGCUCCUCACUCUGCCCUCACUUAUUGUCAGGCAGACCACAGUCCGAGGAGAUGUGAUCUCGUGCCGCGUGAUCUACGCAGAUCCGUCCAGGCACAAGGCGGUGGCGCUAACCCGCUUCACGUGCGGAUUCCUCGCACCUUUUGUGGUGAUCGUGCUGUGCAGCUCGGUGCUGGUUGCAAAGCUGCGCGGGAUGAGCGUCAGGUCCACCAAGCCCUACAAAAUCAUGGCGGCACUCAUUUCCUGCUUCUUCAUGUGCUGGGUUCCCUACCACACUUUUGUUCUCCUGGAGUUGGACGUGAAGAGACUCAGCCAGGACAGUCUUCAGAUUGGGAUAAAAGUCGGGGCUACUCUGGCGGCGGCAAACAGCUUCCUAUCGCCUAUUCUCUAUGUCUUCAUCGGGAACGAUUUCAGCCAGAUCUUAAAGAGCUCGCUAAUGCAAAGGUUGGAGUCGGUCAUGGCGGAUGAUUUCCGGACAGUACGUUCACAAUCGGUGCAAAACAUGCAAAACUUGUGAUUCCACGUGGAUAUCAGAGGUGAUUAAUUUGGAAUUUGGUGUACAUUUGAACCUCAAUUUCCUGUGUAGAUGGAACUGGAGAAUUGAGCUAUUCUUUGAUUGUGUAUUACUCGAGACGGACACUACAUUUGCUUGUUUACUUUCAAGCUUGUAAGUGGACGUUACAUCACGUGCACUUUGGUUGCAUCAUCUUUGCCAAACUUCCAUUUUAUUUAAUGGAAUUUUCAAUCCUUCCCUGUACUUGUAUAUUUUCAAUUUGUACUCAUAUAUUGUUUUUUUCUCCAGUUGUAUUAAUUGAAUUUCUUUGCAGAAACAUAUGUAUUCAUAAUCAUUUAUCUAUUAGGUCAUUUUGUUAAAUUGGAAAAAAAAUGUAUAAAUGCAAUUAAAGCAUUAUUUUAUUUUGUAUCAUAAAAAUAAAUAUUUUUCUAAACAACAAAAUACAAACUGGAUUCCAAAAAUGUUGGAACAUUGUGCACAUUUUGAAUGAAAACAAUGUAAUGUGUGCUAAAUUUCAAUAUUGUAUUCAAAACAGAACAUACAGUAAUUUUCGGACUAUAAGGCGCACCUGACUCCAUUGAAGCUGCCACCCACCAAAUCUGAUACGUUAACAGCAUUUGUUCAUACAUAAGCCACACUGGACUAUAUGCCGCAGAUGUCCUCACUGUAUUAUGGGAUAUUUACAACAAAAGAUCUUUUGAAAAAUUUUUUUUUUUUUAGGGCUGUCAAAAUUAGCGUGUUAACGGGCGUUAAUUAAUUUUUUGAAUUAAUCACGUUAAAAUAUUUGACGCAAUUAACGCAUGCACUAAAUGACCCGCUGUCAUAUUGCCUCAAACAGAUUUCAAUGACGCCGUUUAUGGACAUUAAGAGUGAAGAGAAUGCCACCGGCCACUUGGGGGCAGCGCAGCGCCGUUCCAUACUAAUGUUAUUCCUUCUAAUAGUGGGAGAAUUAGUAGUUGAGAGACGUUUAUGCUUUGUGCUCCAUAAAUAUUUCUGUAAGUUUGCUUUCUUUUAGUGGCAAUUAUGUGUCUCUUGUUGUAUUUUGGGUAAGAUAUGCACAGAGAUAUAUCUGUUAUAAAGGCGAGUGGACACAGACGUUCUUUGGACUGUGCCGUUUAUUGGCAUAAGCUUGCAACUCCUUCACAACAAACAUAAGUAUCAUUUAGUGAAAGCACAACAAAAAUAAUAUUCUUAUUUCUCAUAAAAAAUAAUGUUCACAAAAAGAAAAGCACUUCAGUCUGUAGUAAUGAGGCCCUAUUCUCACAUAGCUAAACAACAAUGCAAAGUUAACUGGCAUUACUCAGACUUUGGUCACUCAAUUCUUGAUAUUUUUAUUCUUAUUAUUAUUAUUAU